Messenger RNA from Trichoderma breve, 318 nucleotides. RefSeq lists its product as uncharacterized. The record is from RefSeq and is a predicted model, not a curated record. The coding region runs from base 1 to 318 and encodes 105 amino acids. Lineage: Eukaryota; Fungi; Ascomycota; Sordariomycetes; Hypocreales; Hypocreaceae. The transcript has a single exon.
AUGGCAUAUCGUAUGCCCCACGACCGAGACCGGCGGGUGUACAUCGUCAUCCACCAAGACGGCAUGAUAGUCCAGAUUCUGGGCGUCUACGAAGAGCUGCAGGAUGCCAACCGAGACUGUAUCUUCCAGGCAUCGCAAGGGGGAAUCGAGCUGCUGCAGGACUCGCCGACGACAGGCCCCGACAAACACCACAUCUCGCCCAUUGAGCCCGCGCGGUGGGACACGCCUGACGGGUUGUCGUGCUGGGUCGAGAGCCAUACGGUUGAGCCGAGCCGAGUUGUGAGCUCGAAUCUCGAGAUACGCAGACCAAUGGCGUGA